Molecule: messenger RNA, 3628 nt
Organism: Candoia aspera
Lineage: Eukaryota; Metazoa; Chordata; Lepidosauria; Squamata; Candoiidae
Gene: LDLRAP1
Product: low density lipoprotein receptor adaptor protein 1
Exons: 9
Coding region: 207-1133 (308 amino acids)
Source: RefSeq, a predicted model, not a curated record
CGGAGGAGAGCGGCUGGCCGGCGGCUCGGGGCGCCAGCGCGGCCGGGGUCUCGCGACGGAGCCUCCCGCGGCCCUCUCUCGGCUGCCCCCGGCGAAGGAGGAGCGAAGGCGGGGCGGCCCCGGCCCGCGUGGGGAAAAGUUUGCCCGGAGUUUCUGCGAGCCGUCCCGAGGCGAGGAGCGCUCCGCCGCCGCCGGCUCCGCCUGGCAUGGACGCGCUCAAAUCCGCCGGGCGGGCCAUCAUCCGCAGUCCCAGCAUCGCCAAGCAGAGCUGGGGCAGCGGCCGGCACAAGAAACUCCCUGAAAACUGGACUGACACCCGAGAGACCUUACUGGAGGGAAUGCUUUUCAACCUGAAGUACCUGGGCAUGACAUUGGUUGAGCAGCCCAAAGGAGAAGAAUUAUCUGCGGCUGCUGUCAAAAGGAUUGUAGCAACAGCAAAGGCAAGUGGAAGAAAACUCCGAAAAGUAACUCUGAAGGUGUCACCCAGAGGGAUCGUUCUCAGCGACAGCAUAACAAAUGAAUCAAUUGAAAACGUGUCAAUAUACAGGAUAUCCUACUGUACAGCAGACAAAGUACAUGAUAAAGUAUUUGCCUACAUUGCCCAGAGCCAGCACAAUGAGAACCUGGAGUGUCACGCUUUCCUCUGUUCCAAGAAGAAAAUGGCCCAAGCUGUCACACUCACGGUUGCUCAGGCGUUCAAAGUAGCAUUUGAAUUUUGGCAGGCAUCCAAGGAAGAGAAGGAGAAGCAAGACAAGGCCAUGUUGGAAGGAGAGACCGCCAGCAGCCCAAACUCAGAUACUUCUGCCUCCCCAAAAGGACCAGCCACCGUAGAAAACCUGCUAGACUUGGAAAACGUAACCAAACCCCCUUUGACCAUGAACACAAAUUCUGUGUGCUUGGACAGCAGCAUCUUUGGGCCCCCUUCAUCAGAAAACAAUAAUGUGUGGGCAAUGGACGAUGAACUGGAUGAAGCAUUUUCAAGGCUGGCACAGUCCCGAACCAACCCACAGGUCCUUGACAUCAGCCUGACACCUCAAGACAUCCAGAGUGCGCAAAUCCUCUCGCCGGUCGACUGGGACAAAGUAGAUUCCGUGAUGGAGACCCAAAAGGAUGACCCGCUCUUUGAGUUCUGACAUCUUCUUUUGUUGUUUUCCCUUGUUAAGCUCCCCUCCCCACAAGUAAGAUAACCCCUAAGAACUUGAUGCACUGUAUUCUGCUGACUGUAACUGGAAGGGGUUAAAAGCCUUGACUGGGUUCAGGCAGGUGUUGAAUUGACCCCCUUCAGCUUUUGACCAAAGCUUAACUCAGCCUUUCCCCCAGCAGUCUUCCAGGUAUAUUAGGACUAUAGCAAGCACAUCUGGCAAAUACCAGAUUGGGAAGGUGGUUUUAGAUACUUCGAUACAGCUUUUUACUGUAUGUGUGACCAUUUUUGGUCUUUGCUUUUAUGGAGAUGACAAGGUGCUCCUUGAGUAGAUUUAUUCAAGAAUCUUUCAAAUUUGCAUCUAUUAUGGAAAUUUUGUAGCAUUGUGUAACUUGACAUUAUAGCAUUGGGCAGCUUCCCCCUUGGGAUUGCCUAUGAUAAGCAAUCUUGACAGCUGUGUUUGUGAAGGACGAAGGAUCUCCUUUGCAAUAUCAGAAUAUUCUAGACAUGCCAGCUUUAUUUUAGAAGAGCCGGACUGGCUGGAGUGGAUUGGAUUGGAGAAAUAAUGUCAGGUUCCCAGGACAUUGCUGGCAGUAGCCACCCAGAUAUUAGACAUGGCAAGGCUAAAUAAGGAUCUUUAUUGGAUUCAAGAAUGGAGCCAUUCAAACCAUUUGAUUGCCCCCGGCCAUCAUGAGAGAGAGUCUCUACUUACGUCCCUUGUGGUCCAAAUCCAUCCCUUCUUUUUCCUGCUGCUUCUGCCCCUUAACAGAUACCUUGCUGUUGCUCAGCCUUAAUACUAGGUAGCAGCUGAUUGUUACCUUGAGCAACUCUGGCUUCCAGCUUACCUCCCAUAGGUAGGAUGCUACAAGCUGUGGAUGUUGUCUUAUAAAAGAUGAUAAAAGAAAUGAUGGCCUUCUCAAUGUGAGCCAAUAAUUCCUGGCAUCCUAAUCCAGUGGGUGGCACCCAUGGCAGCUGAGAGCCCUGGGACCAUGGGACGCUGUGAUGGUCAUAAAUGCAAACCAGUUGCCAAGCACCCUAAUUGUGAUCACAUGACCACGGGGAUGCUGUGAGAGUCGUAAGUGUGAGGACCGGUUGCAAGUUGUUUUUUCCAGCGCUGUCAUAAGUCCAAACUGUCACUAAAUGAAUGGUUAAUAAGCGAGGACUACCUGUAUUUCUUUCCAAAGGAACAUAAAACAACCCUAAAAAUGAGCUUUUCCAUCACUGCAGCAAAAUGAUCAGUGUCAUCUCUGUCAUGCUGGCAGGGCUGAUGAGCAAUUUUGCUUUCAGUGUUUUUUUCUUUUUUCCAUCUACUAUCUAGGAAAAUCUCAGCUGCUGGGAACGUAGCUUACCUCUUAGGCCACAGCAGUCCUUGCGUUUCUCCAUCUUCUUAAGCCCUUUUUCAUUUCUGCUUGAUUAAUUGGGUUGUGCCCAAGUAUUUUAACACAUUAACCCUGAAAGAUGUCAAUCUGGAUUUUGAAAGAACAGCCAGAGGGUUGGGGGGGGGGGGGUUGGCUUUAAAGUUCAAAAGAAAUGUUAAGUAACCCUCUGUGUCCAUGUGUUUCUUCCAUCUCUCUCACUGCCUGCCAACUCUCGGAAAAGGUGGUCUCAAAUCUGAUUUCUCAUUUCAUAUUCUGGAUUUAGAAAAGCAAAUAAUGGGAGAACCAGGAUUACUGCCAUUAAAAGAUUACAUUUAACAGUGAUUUUGGAGAACUGAAUAAUCACAGUUUCCCCUGUUGGCGACCUUGUGGGAAAUGUACUGAGCCGUAAUUGGCUUUUGAAAGGCAAAUGUUCCUUUCUGAAAGAACAUAAAUGCACUUUUUAAUAUCUCUGUAAAUAGUACAUCUUGAAUCCAAAGUUCUGUUCAGGGGUUGGCAGAUAAUUGAACUUGAAACCGGACAGUUUGGAAUCUUGCCCUUUAGAGAUUGAUCUAGGCCAGUGUUUCUCAACCUUGGCAACUUUAAAACAUGUGGACCAACUCCCAGAAUUCCCCAGCCAAAAGCAGGUUGAGGUGGCCUAAAUGAAGAUACCACUUCAGAGUGUGAGGCGGGAGGAAUCCUACUUCUGUGUAGUGUCCAUGUUAACAAGCAAUUCCUGAAGGGAAAUGUCUAGCAGAGAAGUUGCAGCUCCACCUACCUCUUCCUUUGCUAGUUUUCUACUUCAGGUACAAGCCUGAAGUGGCACAUAUUUUAUCAUCUCAGAUCUCCUUUCUUUGUGUGGUGCAGUCUUAAGAGAAAGCAAAUUGUGAUCAUUCUCAGAAUUGUUGAAAGGAUGCUGCAAGGAGUUUCAUCUCCAUGUGAAUAUAUAUAUAUGUGUGUGUGUGUGUGUGUAUACAUACAUACACAUGCAUGCACACACACACACUCCUCUAAAGUUCUUCAAAAUAUAAACAAAAUAUCCAUAAUAUGCCUGUGUAUAUAGGUAAACAUAUGCUGUAAAAAGUACUUAACGCUGUUGAGAAAAUAAAAUUUUUACUUAUUUUCCAGUGCA